GCUGAUGACGCAAGGGCUCGGGGCAGCAUGGCGUCCGUGUCGCUGAGCGAGGCGGAGAAGGUGUACAUCGUCCACGGCGUCCAGGAAGACCUCCGCGUGGAUGGCCGUGGAUGUGAGGACUACCGAUGUGUCGAAGUGGAAACCGACGUGGUGUCCAACACCAGUGGGUCUGCCAGGGUCAAGCUGGGUCACACGGACAUCCUGGUGGGAGUGAAAGCAGAGAUGGGGACGCCGAAGCUGGAGAAGCCAAAUGAAGGUUACUUGGAGUUCUUUGUUGACUGCUUUCCAGAAAACUUCUCAUGACUUGCUUGGCAGAGCAAGGACUAGGGCCAGCCAAGCAGCCUGACAGGCCGAGGUUGUGGCAGCGAGACAGG
This is a messenger RNA of Myotis lucifugus (little brown bat), 374 nucleotides long. RefSeq names its product exosome complex component RRP42-like. Lineage: Eukaryota; Metazoa; Chordata; Mammalia; Chiroptera; Vespertilionidae. Gene Ontology annotation, cellular component: nuclear exosome (RNase complex); cytoplasmic exosome (RNase complex). Gene Ontology annotation, biological process: TRAMP-dependent tRNA surveillance pathway; nuclear polyadenylation-dependent mRNA catabolic process; U4 snRNA 3'-end processing. The record is from RefSeq and is a predicted model, not a curated record. The transcript has 4 exons. Bases 28 to 303 code for a protein of 91 amino acids.